AUGUCUGUGGCGUGGGAUCCGUAUUAUUGGCUAUACCGUAACCGGACUUGUAACGGUAGUAAUGUGUUUAUGCCUAACAUAUACAUUCACUCGCAUACCGUUCCCGAUGUGAAGGACCUAUUAAAUUCCCAGUUCUUGACAGUUUUGAGACGCUAUUUAUCUGAACCCUACGGCACGUGUAGUUAUUAUGACUAUAGUAGUGGUAGUGGACAGCCAUUCGGUGCCAUAUCUCAUACGAAUUUCAAAUGA
This is a messenger RNA of Oppiella nova, 249 nucleotides long. Lineage: Eukaryota; Metazoa; Arthropoda; Arachnida; Sarcoptiformes; Oppiidae. The record is from the annotation of a GenBank genome assembly.